Effrenium voratum is the source of this 3199-nucleotide messenger RNA. Lineage: Eukaryota; Dinophyceae; Suessiales; Symbiodiniaceae. The record is from the annotation of a GenBank genome assembly.
AGAAGCUUUCAUCUCAAGCUUCAAGUGUGACCCGUUCGCUAAACACAUGAACUUCAUCAGGAUACUAUGUUUGGCGCCCUGCGUGGCCUUCAGGCCACCAGACAGCCAGAGCUUUAUGGCUGCGAAGCUGGCGGCUGAUUUUGCCGCCACGAGGGCCGAGCGCAUGGAGGUCGCCUUGGACACCUCCAAGGGCAUCAACGACGUCGAGUCAUGGGCACUGGGAAAGGAGAAGCAGUCCUGCCUUGACGCCUGCUGGGAACUAGGAUUGCUUUGCAGUGAGGAGGUGAUGCAGGAAGUCCGCAAUAUUCAGAAGAUGCGAGAGGCCGCCAAGAUGGCGGAUGUCCAUUGCAAGGCCUACGACGGCGCUGUAGUGAUCCAAAACGAAAACGUGAAAAAGGGCAACACCACAGUUCUGCGCUACGAGAACCACCCGCUGAUUUGCCGCAAAGACGACUGCUGCCCGGAGAAGAAGGGCUGCAAUAACACGUGCUUCUUCGGUGACAGCGGCAUCAACACCUGCGCAGGUUUGCCACGCCCUGGGAUGUCGAGGCUUUGCGCCUGCCACAGCAUCAAGAGCGCGCUGAGAACGGCAUUGCAAGAGAUUGUCCACACCAACGUCAAAGACAAAGCGCAGGAGCAAAAGGUGCAAGCGGAGGCAAUCAGCUCCCACUCCCACAAGCUGGAAGAAGAGAUCUCACUCUUUGUGAUGAAGCUGGCAGACGCAAUGACGAACCACUCGGUUCCCGAAAGCUGGCAUAAGAGGCUGCAGACCAAGGCUGCGAGAGAAGCAGAAGUUGCCAACCAGACCACUGAACUACAGCAGAUGGAAGAUAUCAUCAUCUCCCACCGCACGGUUUGGUACAAUGGCAGCGCGGCCCACAAGAACCCGCUGGUCGACACCCGCUCCAACGGCCAUGAAGCGACCCACGGCCACCUCGCCAUCCUCUUCCUGUUCGUUACGGUGGUGAUGGGCGUGUUGACCAUUGGCUUCUUGGAGCGGGCUGGCCUGGGAAUACCGUAUACUUGCACCAUCUUCAUCGAAGGUAUCCUCAUUGCGUGCUUGCGGGGCCACAGCAGCCAGGCCCACACCCGCGGAAUUCUACCCCACACCUUCGAGCUGUCCUUGGACCUGUGGCACGACAUCGAUCCGCAUUUGUUCAUGUUCGCCUUCCUGCCGCCGCUCAUCUUCUCCGAGGCCAUGAACAUGAACAUGAGCAUGGUGAAGCGCUGCUUCUGGAGUUGCUUCAUCAUGGCUGUGCCUGGAGUGAUUGUCGGUGCCGUAUUGGCCGGCGUGGCCGCCAAGUACAUUCUGCCCUACGAGUGGGACUGGUCCCUGGCCAUGGCCUUUGGCGCCAUCACCUCUGCCACGGAUCCGGUGGCGGUGGUGGCCAUCUUCAACUCCCUGGGGGUGUCGCCACGGUUGACCAUGCUGAUCAGUGGCGAGUCGCUGCUCAACGACGGCACUGCCAUUGUCUUCUUCAAUCUGUUUAAGAUGAUGCUCAUCAAGGAUGUGGAUCCUGCAACCUUCAGCACUCCUGCAGGGUUGGCGAAAUUCUGCUUCCAAGGUGUGGUGGUCGGCCCAUUGCUCGGCCUCUUCUUCGGUUGGUUCUCGGUGGACUUGCUGGGCUUGUGGGGCAAGGAGGUCCGCUACCACAGCGACAUUCUGGCGCAAGUGAUCCUGACAGUUGCCUUUGGCUACUUGGCCUUCUUCUGCGCCGAGGAAGGCUUCGGAACCAGUGGCGUCCUCACGGUCGUGGUGGCAGGAUCCGUGCUGGCGGCUCGGGCGGGGCCUCGCUUUGUGUCUCCCGAGCUGCUGCAUGCGGUGUGGCACAUCGUGGAGUUCAUAGGAAACACCUUGGUCUUCAUGCUGGCCGGGGUGAUUUCAGGAGAUGUGAUGCUAUGCCACACCACCAUCACCCUCAGCGAUUGGGGAUUCAUGCUGGCUAUGUAUGUGGUCCUCAUGCUGAUCCGCGCAAUUACCGUGGCGAUCUUUUGGAUCCCCAUGCAGGCGGUGUCCCCUGUCAAGCUGUCCUGGCAGGAAGGCGUCGUCAUGGUUUGGUCCGGGCUGCGUGGAGCCGUUGGGCUGCUGAUGGCGGUCCUUCUGGAUCAGGAGACGAGCAUUGAUGAGCAGUCCGGAUCUCGAGUGCUUUUCCACAUCAGCGGCUUUGCUGCAAUGACUCUUCUGAUCAACGGCACUACCACACCUCACGUGCUGAAAGCCGUUGGCUUGAUGGCCCAGGAAGAGGAGAAGCAGAAGAUGCUGGACGAAGUCUGGAACGCCGUGUCGCAGCGCUGUAAGGUGCAAAUGAAGGAGGUGAUGGAUGAUGAGUCGUCCAAGGAGUUGACCAAAGGCGUCCAACCGGAGUGGCUGACCCAAAUGGUGCCCUCCCUGUCCGUGGAAGCUCCUGCGGGCGAGGCUGCGGAGCGGGCAGCCGACCCGAAUAUCCUCAACCAACUUCGGCAAGCUCUUCUGCGUGCAACGAGGAGCGUGUACAAGAAGAUGUUCGAGCACGGUGCCAUUACCAGAACAUCUCCCGAGGCCAUGUUGCUGGUGGCUGCGGUUGACGAGGCGUGCCUGAUGACAGAAGAGGGCCUGCAAGAGUGGAGCCUGCUGUGCGACAGCCUGGGCUUGAAGUUGAGCUCCACAGGGGAGAGGUACAGCUUCGCGAACCUGUUGGGUCAGGCGGACCUCCAUGAGCGUGCUGUUUGCGCUGUCCUGUUGUACAUCAGCGCCCAUGAGAGAGCCAUGGAAGAGGUGCAGAAAUGGUUUGGAUCUGAUAAGACUGCAGACACUCCGGAGGAGAUUGCCCUCCACAAAGAGAACUCUGAGCACAUUGAGCAAGCCCGGCUCUUGCUGGAAGACAUGCCGAUCAGGUUUGUCUCCAUGGUGAGGGCGAAAAUGGUGGCCGCAAAGCUGCUGCAUUUGCAGCUUGAGGAGGUUGAGCAGCUCACGGAGAUGGGAAUCAUCACCGAGGGUGAUGCGCAUCGUUUGGAGCACAAGAUCACUCACAGCAUCGCGCACCUCAGAGAGAUAGGCGAGGACGACCUCGGCAAGGCGAAGCCGAGUCUGUGACGAAGCCUGCAGGGCCUCGGUGAUUUUUUGCCAUUCACCGACUUGCGGCCUGGCAGAGAGAAUCCAUGAGAAUCCAUUGGUUGCCAAGCCCUGGCAAUGCAGAGGUUGAGCCAACAGGCACAAGAC